Messenger RNA from Rhineura floridana, 3253 nucleotides. RefSeq names its product family with sequence similarity 110 member D (gene FAM110D). The transcript is spliced from 2 exons. The coding region runs from base 360 to 1454 and encodes 364 amino acids. The record is from RefSeq and is a predicted model, not a curated record. Lineage: Eukaryota; Metazoa; Chordata; Lepidosauria; Squamata; Rhineuridae.
CAGCCGGCAGGCACGGCAGGCACGCUUUUGCUGGAUGGGAGAAGCGGCAGCUUGAAGGCUCACCGAUGUUGUCAUGCCUUUGGCCGGGGUUGAAAGAGCAACUGUUGACCUGUUGACACCCAUCCAGCCCUCUACUCACAGCGUGGCUGAAAUCUUAAUGACAAGAAGUAGGAAGCUGGCUGCCAUUGGAGUUCAUCUGUAGAUUCUGAAGGAGUAGCCAGAACCUAGAGUGAUAAAACCAUCAACUCUUGAUCUAGAGCCCAGUUUAGAACAAAGCUCUGGCAACCACCGUUUGAUAUUGCAACGUCUCUUUGCCCCCUUGACGUGACUAUCCUUCCAAAGCUGGUUUUGAAGGUUGCAUGCAAUAUCCUGCUCUUGACCAUUGUGGAUAUAAAAUGAGGCCUCUGUCCCCAGGCGAAGGACUUUCCCCUCUUGGGCUGCUCAACCGAGGGCCAGGUUACCUCCGUAAGCAGCUGGAGGUGAGCACCGGGGGACGGACCCCAAGCGCAGUGGAAAGACUGGAGGCCGAUAAGGCCAAAUAUGUCAAAUCCCAGCAAGUGAUCAACAGUCGUCAAGAGCCCGUAUUGCUCUGCUACACCUUCCAGUCGUCCCCUUGCGGCAGGAGACCUUUGACCCUCCAGCAAAAAAAUGAGUUCUUUCAGGUAGGCCAAGAUGGCCUUGAGCUGAAGAAGCCGCCUCCUUCUCCUCAGUCACCCAUUGCACGCAGAGGGGGUGGCAGGCGCAUGCUGAGGCCUGAUUCUCUUGUCAUCUACCGGCAGAAACGAGACUGCUCAGUUGUCAACAAAGAGAACACCAAGGGUUACAGCCUAGUGAGAUGGCUGUUUCAGGGGGCCCUGACUCUGAGAGAUGGUCAUAGUGCCUCCCCUUCCUCCAGGGGCAUGUUGGGAGACGGGCAGCUGGAAGUCACACAAGAGGAGACUCCGAUGGUUUGGGUGCCAGCAGAAAAGGAGGGAGCAAGAACUGUAAGUCCAGUAGACAUUGUAGUGAGGACAUCGGCGGGACAUGCCUCUGAAUGUAGCCUGGGACACCAGCCUAGCUCCCAGCUGGAUAUGGAUCAAACCUCUUCCUCUGCGAGCCCAAGGCCAACGGACUCCAAGAGAGAGCUGGUGCUGAGUUACUCUCUCCCUCUCUCAGAGAAAGAGCGUUUUUUUAACUACUGCGGCUUGGACCGGAAGCUGGUGGAGGUUUUGGGAGCAGAGCAAUUCAAACCCGGGAACUGGGAAACAGGACCCUCCUGCGUGCUCCUGGGAAGCAUGGGGUCAGCCAGUUCUGAGGAUGACUGUCUCUCCCUCAGCGAAGAGGAGGUGCCCGCUGAAGAGCUGGACGAGAAGCCACUCACUUCAGUCUCUGUUGUUGAGCGAAAUGCCCGUGUCAUUAAAUGGCUGUACAGCUGCCAGCAGGCCCUGUCUGUGGCCAAAGAGUCCACAGUAUGAACAGAAAAAAUGCCUCAAAUACAGUUCUUGUCACAAAGAGGGGAGGGCUGGCUGGUUGGGCCUCUGUGUCCCUGUAAACUUGCAAGGGCAGUCAUGUGCCUGUGUGAGGGCCCAGUUCUUAUUUUGGGGGAAAAGCAGCAUUUCCUUCAUGGGAAGCUGAGCAGGGAAAGACCGGAUGUCUGUAGCCAGGAGUGGCCCUCACCGUGGCAUUGAGGUGCAGGGUAUAUGUAGGACGGAUGCUGUCAAACAGACCCAUAUUGACUGUAUACAUGAGAGAGCCUGUGUGGUGUAGUGGUUAGAGUGCUGGACUAGAGCCUGGGAGACCAGGGUUCAGAUCCUUACUCAGAUAUGAAGGUCACUGGGCAACCUUGGGCCAGUCACUCUCUCGUAGCCUAAAAUACCUCACAGGGUUGUUGUGAGGAUAAAAUGAGGAGGGUAAGAACCAUGUGGGCCACCUUGAGCAGAAAGGAAAGGUGGGACAUAAAUGCAAAUAAUAAGAGACAUAUUGCCGUGGAGUUCUCCAGCUGUGAGUGGAGAUUACCAACAGAAAGAGACCACAUUCUACAAGAGAGGUGGGGAACCUGUGGCUCUCCAAAUGUUGCUGGACUACAGCUCCCACAAUCCCUGGCUCUGAUGCGGGCUGAUAGGAGCUGAAGUCCAACAAUAUCUGGAGGGCCAUAGGUUUCCCAUUCCUAGAGCGGGAUAAAUCUUUUCCUUUUCCUUCUACAGUUAUCCAGAGUUGGUGUGGUAUAGUGGUUAGAAUGUUGGAAUUGGACAAAGGAGGCUUGGGUUCAAAUCCCCACAUGGCAUGAAUCUCACUGGGGGGCUAGUCACAUGCUUUCUGCCUAACCCACCUCACAGGGUUGUUAUGAAGAUACAACCAGAUGGCAUAACCUCCAAGUCCUAUAGAGGAAGGAUGCGAUGCAGAUGUGAUUAACAGGAGAUCAUAAAGCCUUAUUAGAACCCAGAUAUCCCAUGGGAUAACCUCCAGGUUCCAUGAAGGAUGUAAUGAAAAUGUUGAUUAACAGGAUACAUAAGUAGUAUCACUAAUCGUUGCUCAGGCUUGGCCCAUCUGUGUUUACGAGCAAUCAGCUGUUGGGGAACAUCUCCCCCCCCACACUGCUGGUGGGGUGCACACAAGUGUCAGUUCAGGCUGGGUGAUUUUUGUGUGGUCUGGGCAAAACACUUUGUGGUUGCUAGACAAACAGAGAUCUAACCUUUGGCACAUACCCCUGGUGAGUCACUCCAUGGAAUGAAACCUGAGCCCUAUCCAUUCUGGCACAGUCUCUAAGGCAGGCUCCAGCCCUCUACCUGAUUCCAUUUCCUUGCAUGCCUUCCUUUCUCAGAUGUUCUCCAGAUAUUCAAAACCAAAAUCACAUUUGUAUCCCUUUCCUUGGUUGCAAGACUAGCUGUGAUGGCCCAAGGCUGAUUGGGUUAGCUUUAUGAAUAGGUAUUAAAAGAUGAGCUCAACCUAUUUGUCAGUAAACAGCUGUGAACAUUAGAAGAGUCCUGCUGGAUCAGGCCAAAGGCCCACCUAGUCCACCAUCCUGUUCUCACUGUGGCCAGCCAGAGACCUAUAGUAAGAGGGACCUGAGUGCAACAGCAACUCUCCCCACUUGUGAUUCCCAGAAAAUGGUAUUCAGACACAUAUUGUCUCUGACAGUGGAGGUAGUACAUAUCCAUUGUAGCUAACGGUCCACAGACUGAUGACUUUUGAGGGACACUCCACAACUCUUGAGGCCAACUAAUGCCUUCUUUGCAAUUAAGAAAUGUUACCCCAUUUCUGAAUUCUUAAUAAA